AUAAGCAAAUAUCACCCUUAUUUGACAUAUUUCAUCUUACUUAGAUUUCAGUUUUUGCAGUGCACAUUUUCAUAGCAGCUCUCUCUGACGUUCUCCUCGUGUUCUCCUGCGUGGUUCCCUCUGCAAACCUGAAGGCACUUCCUCAAAUCCCCCAACUUUGACGGCUGGUUCCGCAACAGGAGGAAGGAGAUGACCCAGAAGCUGGAGGCCCUGCACCUGGAGGCGUUGAGCGAGGAGGACCUGCAGGAGAGAGUCCAGAAGCACUCGGAGGUGGAGACGGUGGAUCUGAUCUUGAAGUUGAAAGAUAAACUGAGCCAGGCGGAGAGGGAGCGUCUGCUCGUGCGACCCGGCACCGUGGCCCAGCUGAGAGCUCACAUGGAGGGCAUCAUCUUGUCCUUGCCAGAGGACCUGCAGGGCAUCCUCCACAAGCCCUCCACGCCGUGACCUUUGACCCACCACCACCACCACACCUCUCCACAGGUGCGGCCUCCUUGUUCUCGGAACGACGUGGAAACGGCACAUUUCAUUCCCACUGAACAGGCCCCUGAUCCCGCGUGACCACCACGUGACCACCACGUGACCACCGUGUGACCACCACGUGACCACCACGUGACGGCAACUCGAGAGGCUGGACCUCCUCGCAACAAAAGGAAGACGUGUGGGUCAGAACUUUUGCUUACUUGCAAUGUUUUUAACCACUUUUUGUUUGUAUUUUUGUUUUGUACUUUUUUUAACCCGGCAGUCUAGUGGAGCUGCACUUUUUAAAGCGGCUCUCUACUUUUUUAAAAACACACUAUCGACACACACACACUAACUGUCCGCAGAAACAAAAGCCUUGUAUUUUAAUAGCUAAACAUCGGGUCAACAACAACACGCACACAGCUGAUUCAGCACCAGCGACUCAAAUCGCUUCCGGAACCGCCAAUAGCGCUCCUCAUUCCAUGUCACAUGACCUCCUCGCAUAUGAAGACCGGUCUUUGACUACGGAUAUAAAGUGUAAGCUUUGGAACAUUUUUCAACCCUUUGAAAUGAAAAGGUCUGGGAAAUUAACUGGCAUUUGUGACAAUCCAUUUUUUUUAAAGCCCAUCUCCACAAACACAAUAAUAAACCAAAUAUACCAUAAAUGCUCCAAUUAUAGCCGAGGUGUAAUUAAUCUCUCUCAUAAACUUGUUUUUUAACUUGGAGAAUGAUUAGGAGUACAUUUCUUUAAGCACUACUGCACAAGCAAUGUUGUAAUACUUGCUCAGUCAGCAAUAAUACUGCUGAUGAGGUCAUUGUACACAGGUAACGCUGCUGGAUGCUAACCAUAAAUACAGCUCAUGUGGAGGUCAUUAAAAAAUAAUAUCAGGAGGUUGCCUACAGCCACAGCCGUUGAUGCCCACGUUUUCUGACUCCAGUUUUCGUAAUA
Molecule: messenger RNA, 1408 nt
Organism: Nerophis lumbriciformis (worm pipefish)
Lineage: Eukaryota; Metazoa; Chordata; Actinopteri; Syngnathiformes; Syngnathidae
Product: protein DENND6A-like
Cellular component (GO): recycling endosome
Molecular function (GO): guanyl-nucleotide exchange factor activity
Source: RefSeq, a predicted model, not a curated record